AUGCCCGUAUACAUUGGAUUUCUCCGAGUGACUCGAAUCGUCGUCCAGGAAGGACAACAAACAGACGUGCCGUGCAUCACUGAGCAUCCGGCGUUCAACAGAACUAAUAAUGUGCUUAAAGUUUGGUGGUUCCAUCAGAAACCAGGACGAUCCCUCAUCAGCAAUCCCUUCUACACGAUCGAUCUGAAUACAAGCAAUCAGGUCCUCCGUUGGUCCUCAGAGAAAUGGACGACCCGAGCCUACUUCAGCUUGCUUUCGUAUCCGUAUUCGCUGAAAUUGAUUCGCUUGGAGCACGCUGACGCUGGCAGCUAUGUCUGUCAAGUGCAUUUCAAGGAUGGCAGCGUGCGGAACGGUACCGUACAUUUACAAGUAGUCGUUCCGCCCUCGCCACCGAAGAUCUACAGUGAGACCAGUGAAGAAAUUCAAAAUGUUUUGGGUCCUCUGAACGAAACUUCGAAACUUGUGCUCGUCUGCAAGGUCAAAGGAGGUAAACCGGCCCCGAGCGUCACGUGGAAGCGUGCCGGAGGAGAAGUCGAGGGAAACGUGAGAACGACGAGGACCGGUGACAUUACGACCUCGGUGCUGACUUUGGAUCCACUCAGAAGAGAGCAUCACAACGCCGACUUCAUAUGCGAAUCUGCGAACGACGAGCUCGCCUACCACUCAGCACACGUCAGGCUCGAACUCAAUCUGUCCCCGCUCUUGGUUCAAAUCCGACGCAGUGACUCCGCUUUGAGCAGUGGUUAUCACGCAGAGAUCAUCUGCGAGGUUUGGGGCAGUGUGCCUCCCGCUAAGGUUUCGUGGUGGAAAAACGGUGUGAACCUCGAACAGGAUUUCGAACACACCAGUAUGGAUGGCAACUUGACAACUUCAGUGGUCCGCUUCCAACCCCGCGCUGAGGAUAACGGCCAGUCCUUGGUCUGUCGAGCAGAAAAUCCUCGGAUGUCGGUCCUGGGAGUGCGUGAAGACCAGUGGGAUCUCAACGUAUAUUAUCGUCCUCACGUGAGGAUUCAAUUGGAAUCCCCUGGCCAGAGUUCGAUCACUGAGGGGACCGACAUUUCUAUAGCGUGCUUAGUGGACUCGAAUCCUGCGCCUCACGGACCGUUGAUCUGGAAGCAUAACGAGCACAAGCUGUCUGUGGCGCCGGGAUCCGGAAUUUCGGCCAAGAGAAACCGCCUCCACAUCAGGAAUGUUCGCCACGCACACGCAGGAAACUAUACCUGCGAGGUGUCCAAUAACCAAGGCAAUGGGGUGUCGUCGGCGCUCUACCUGAGAAUAAAACAUGUACCGAUGUGUCGACCACACCAGCGGGUCGUCUACCACACUCGGAUCGGAGAAACGAUCUCUGUGAGCUGUUCUGUAUCAUCACAUCCGUCGUCAGUAUCGUUUCGAUGGAAACUCAACAGCACCUCGAACGAGGGCCGUGUCACCACGUUCACUUGGGAUGGCACCACGAGCGUGGCGCGGUUCACACCCCGUGAUUCCGGAGAUUUCGGAACGUUACUCUGCUGGGCGCGGAAUCAGCUCGGGGAUCAACGGGAACCCUGCGCGUUCAUCAUCCUAGACUCAGGGUCCCCGUGGUUGGCGGACGAGCUCACCAUCGCGUCGGCACUGUGCGCUGCCCUAGUUCUCAUGAUUAUCAUAUCGUUCAUCAUAAUUUUGAAAAAUCGUCGACGCGACGCAAAUUAUAUCCAAGAAGCCUGUGGGUCGGGACAUCCCGCGAGUGUUCCGAAGGUUGGCAGCGGAGGUUGCAACAACAACCAGUUCAACGACGCAGCUUUCCUCACGUGA
Molecule: messenger RNA, 1791 nt
Organism: Galendromus occidentalis (western predatory mite)
Lineage: Eukaryota; Metazoa; Arthropoda; Arachnida; Mesostigmata; Phytoseiidae
Product: hemicentin-1
Exons: 12
Coding region: 1-1791 (596 amino acids)
Source: RefSeq, a predicted model, not a curated record